This is a messenger RNA of Miniopterus natalensis, 3739 nucleotides long. The record is from RefSeq and is a predicted model, not a curated record. NCBI's taxonomy places the organism in Eukaryota, Metazoa, Chordata, Mammalia, Chiroptera, Miniopteridae.
UUUGCUUAUUUCAGGAUGUAAGUAAGAGUACAGCAGAAAAUGUCCACUGAACGGACUUCUUGGACAAGUCUGUCCACUACUCAGAAAAUAGCACUGGGCCUCGGGAUCCCAGCUGGUGCAACGGUUGCCUAUAUCCUGUACCGCAGAUAUAGGGAAAGCAGAGAAGAGCGGCUGACGUUUGUUGGGGAGGACGACAUUGAGAUAGAGAUGCGCGUGCCCCAGGAGGCUGUGAAGUUCAUAAUUGGCCGGCAGGGAGCCAAUAUUAAACAGCUGCGGAAACAGACAGGUGCUCGGAUUGAUGUGGAUACGGAGAAUGUAGGCGAUGAGCGAGUGCUGCUUAUCAGUGGUUUUCCUGUUCAGGUGUGCAAGGCCAAAGCAGCAAUCCACCAGAUCCUGACAGAGACUGCCCCAGUGUCUGAGCAGCUCUCAGUUCCCCAGAGAUCUGUGGGCAGAAUCAUAGGGAGAGGUGGCGAGACGAUUCGUUCUAUAUGUAAGGCCUCUGGAGCCAAAAUUACCUGUGACAAAGAAUCAGAGGGGACGUUACUACUAUCAAGACUUAUAAAAAUCUCAGGAACACAGAAAGAAGUGGCAGCAGCCAAGCAUUUGAUACUAGAGAAAGUUUCAGAAGAUGAAGAACUUCGGAAAAGAAUCACUCAUUCUGCAGAAACCAGAGUCCCACGCAAGCAGCCAAUCAGUGUAAGAAGGGAGGAAGUAACAGAGCCACGUGCAGCUGGAGAGCCAGCUUUAUGGAAAAACACUUCUGCUAGCAUGGAGCAGGCUUCGCCGCUGGCAGAUCCUUCCUGCAAAGGAGGUGGCGACAUGGCUAUUGUAGGGCCGGAAGAAGGUUCCUGGGAGAAACCUAAUGGUGACAGCUCUCAGAAGUCUGGAGCCCAGCCCAGCCCAGAGAUGUCCAUGUUUGAAAUCCCCAGUCCUGACUUCAGUUUCCAUGCUGAUGAGUUCCUGGAAGUCUACGUCUCCGCUUCUGAACAUCCUAACCACUUCUGGAUCCAGAUCAUUGGCUCCCGAAGCCUGCAAUUGGAUAAGCUUGUCAAUGAGAUGACCCAGCACUAUGUGAAUAGUCUGCCUGAAGACCUGACUGUGCACGUAGGAGACAUUGUAGCAGCACCUUUGUCUACAAAUGGUUCCUGGUAUCGAGCCCGGGUCCUUGGCACCUUGGAGAAUGGGAACCUGGACCUCUACUUUGUUGACUUUGGAGAUAAUGGAGAUUGCUCACUGAGGGACCUCAGGGCACUCAGGAGUGACUUCCUAAGCCUUCCAUUUCAAGCAAUAGAGUGUAGUCUGGCACGGAUCGCCCCUUCAGGUGAACAAUGGGAAGAGGAAGCUUUGGAUGAGUUUGACAGACUUACUCACUGUGCUGACUGGAAGCCCCUGGUAGCCAAGAUCUCUAGCUAUGUCCAGACUGGGACCUCAACUUGGCCCAAGAUCUACUUAUAUGAUACUAGCAAUGGGAAGAAACUUGAUAUUGGGUUAGAAUUAGUUCGUAAAGGAUAUGCAGUUGAGCUUCCUGAAGACAUGGAAGAAAACGGAACUGUCCCAGAUGUGUUGCACGAUGUGGCCACAGAUGUGUCUCUCAGCAGCAUGUUCACUGAGACCAAGAAGAGCGCUGCAGAGAUAGCAAAUACCCUGUCCUCCCUCAGCUUAUCAGAAGCUGCCUCUAUGUCUGGUGAUGAUAACCUUGCAGAGGACUACUUAAUCUGAAGUCCGCUUCAGCUGCCUCGGCCAUCUGCUUUGCUUUGAUUUGAUGCCUGGAGAGAAAAGCCUGUGAUCAAGAGAUCUAUGCAGUCCUUCCUUUAUUACACACAAAACCUGGCUUGCUGUGGGCCAAAUGUGUGUUCUCCUAUGGUGAAACGACCAGAAAGAGUGUGGAGUAGAGAGAGACAAAUAUGUGCUCCUACUCCAUCCCCCACCAGCCUCCCUUCCCGUGUUUGAAUACUGCUGCAUUGUGUCCAGGCUGCUCAACAUCUGGCUUGUCCCCUCCACCUAUCAGAAUGCACACUCCUGCUGGGCUGUGUCCUUUCUCAGGCUGGGAAGUAGCCAGGAUUUGGUCAUUGGAAGUGAUGAUUCUGCACAUCUCUGACUCACCUCCUCAGGUGACUCUGGUUAAGGGAAGCUUUUGAAUGGUGAACUAACUCAAAGACUGCAGUUGAGUCAGGAGACAAAGGCAAAAAUCAGCAUAUUUAUAUUAAAAAGCCUCAGGAAAUGGGAAAGAGAAUGUUGCCUCCCAGCCUCAACUGAUGAUGUUAUUGGAGACAGGUUUUUGAAAACAGUGCUCUAUUUCCCUGUACACUUUGGUUAAAAUAUAAGCAAGGAGAGAGGCAGCUCAGGAAAUACUCUAAAUUGCUAGUAUAGCAUCUAUAAUAUAUAUGUGUGCAUACACCCAGAGAAAAAGAGAACAUGUGUAGUUGUUCAAAGCAUUUAGGAAGUUCUUUGCUGAAUAAAGUUCUCAAAAAAUUAUCUAAAACUAAAUGCUGGUUGUAUCACAAGGUGGAAGAAGGCCUAUGGGUGUGUCUUCUGAACCUAAAUCUAGUGAGAAUUGCGAACACCUCACGUAGAGGGGUCCAUCUAUGAACAAGUAUUCCUCCCAUGUGUAGAUCAUAUCCUUUCCCUGAAGUUACCAGAGCCAACUUGGGUUUUGACUGUGUAAAUAAGACUGCACCUAACGUAUUUGGAAGAAAAAGCCUGGAUUAGGAUUCUAGAAACCUGGGUUCUAGGAAUACAUCUCUGGACUCUAGGGAGCCUGUUUCUCUACAGCCUCUCCCCAUUUCUGACAGUAUCGUGAGAGCUAGGAAGGUACUUGAAGUAAUAUUGUCAAUGUAAUGAGGGUGGUAGAAUAAUGACAAAUGAACAUUUUUUUUAAGGAUCAGCAAAGUAAACUGGAAAACUUGAAAUAGCACAUAAGGACGCCUUAUGCAGGUUUUUUUUUUAAUCUAGGGAUUGGUGAACUGGGUCUACCCAUAUACUACAUGGCAACUCUAUUUUCCCAUAGCCACAAUUUUCAAAAUUUUUCUCAGAUCUCAGUGCCAGUGAGCAGUGGCGCUCCUGUGAGGGAGCAGCUCUGAUGAGCAGCUGUGGAAAAGUCAGUUAAGGGCUGCCACUGACCUUCAGACCUUGGCUCAGCCCUGGGGUUGGAGCCACUCUACAUGGUCAUUGGGUCACUUAGUCCCUAGUUUCCUCAGCUCUUCAGCCUUUACUGUUAAGUAGAGAGGACCCCUAACAAAUCAUAAGACUUCUCGCUGUGGAAAAUGAGUGGUGUCCAUUCCUAGCUGCGGUUUGCUACCGUGUAUAAAAGUGUGUUCCUUUAAGGUGGCUUUUAAGUCUUUUCAGUUCACAUCCCGUUCUGAUGGGCUCCUUGUUCUUCCAACAGCCCUGUGCUUUUCCUGCUGCCCGGAAUACCCACUUGUAUGCUUCCUGUUUGUUAUUUUGUCUGUUGUAAUCCCCUGAGUCAAAGCAGCGGGACCCAUGUGCCUUCUCUCAUCUCCACAUCCAAAGAAAAGGAAUUAGCACUUGUCUCUGAUUUGAACUGAAAUAUAUGAAUGAAAAUAUCCCAAUAGCUUGGUUCUUGCUCCUGGCAGGUGUUCAGUAAGUAAAUGGUUAGAAUAAAUGGGGAAAUGGCUUUGGGGUGAGAGGAAGGCAAAAGGAGCCUAAAAUCCUUGGGUCCCUUUCCUGUCUGUUCAGCUCCCUCUGAUUGUUUCAAUCAUUAAAUGUUUCUCCUACAGUG